UUUCGUGACGAAGCUCCAAGCGGUUUACUCCAUCAAUUAAACACGAAUUGCAGUGCCAAAACGUCGCUCGGUGUUCUGAUUUACUUAUUUUUGUUUGAGUGAUUGUUUUUGGGUGGGAAAGCGCCGGGGAAAGUCAGCGAAAAUCCCUGCGAUGGGCCAAGAGGAUCAGGAGCUACUAAUUCGCGGCGGCAGCAAGCACCCAUCCGCCGAACAUCUGAACAAUGGUGACAGCGGAGGGGCUUCGCAGAGCUGCAUUAGCCAGGGCUUCGGGCAGGCCAAGAACUACGGCACCCUUCGUCCGCCCAGUCCGCCGGAGGACUCGAACUCGGGCACUGGCCAGCUGGCCGAGAACCUAACCUACGCCUGGCACAACCUGGACAUUUUCGGGGCGGUCAAUCAGCCGGGAUCCGGAUGGCGGCAGCUGGUCAACCGGACACGCGGACUCUUCUGCAACGAGCGACACAUCCCGGCGCCCAGGAAGCAUCUCCUGAAGAACGUUUGCGGCGUGGCCUAUCCGGGUGAGUUGCUGGCCGUGAUGGGAAGUUCGGGGGCCGGGAAGACGACCCUGCUGAAUGCGCUGGCCUUCCGGUCGCCGCAGGGCAUCCAGGUGUCGCCGUCGGGGAUGCGACUGCUGAACGGACAGCCGGUGGACGCCAAGGAGAUGCAGGCCAGGUGCGCCUAUGUCCAGCAGGAUGACCUCUUCAUCGGCUCGCUGACGGCCAGGGAGCACCUGAUUUUCCAGGCGAUGGUGCGGAUGCCACGACACCUCACCUACCGCCAGCGGGUGGCCCGCGUGGACCAGGUGAUCCAGGAGCUGUCGCUCAGCAAGUGCCAGCACACGAUUAUCGGAGUGCCUGGCCGGGUGAAGGGUCUCUCGGGGGGCGAGAGGAAGCGGCUGGCCUUCGCCUCGGAGGCCCUCACCGAUCCGCCGCUGCUCAUCUGCGAUGAACCCACCUCCGGCCUGGACUCCUUCACCGCCCACAGCGUCGUCCAGGUGCUGAAGAAGCUAUCGCAGAAGGGCAAGACCGUCAUCCUGACCAUCCACCAGCCGUCCUCCGAACUCUUCGAGCUCUUCGACAAGAUCCUUCUGAUGGCCGAGGGCAGGGUCGCCUUCCUGGGCACUCCCAGCGAGGCCGUCGACUUCUUCUCCUACGUGGGAGCCCAGUGUCCCACGAACUACAAUCCGGCGGACUUUUACGUUCAGGUGUUGGCCGUGGUUCCCGGACGAGAGAUUGAAUCUCGGGAUCGCAUCGCCAAGAUCUGCGACAAUUUCGCCAUUAGCAAAGUGGCCCGGGAUAUGGAACAGCUGCUGGCCACCAAGAAUCUGGAUAAGCCACUGGAACAGCCGGAGAAUGGGUACACCUACAAGGCCACCUGGUUCAUGCAGUUCCGGGCAGUCCUGUGGCGAUCCUGGCUGUCGGUGCUCAAGGAACCACUCCUGGUCAAAGUGCGACUCAUUCAGACAACGAUGGUUGCCAUCUUGAUUGGCCUCAUCUUUUUGGGCCAACAACUAACGCAAGUGGGUGUGAUGAAUAUCAACGGAGCCAUCUUCCUCUUCCUGACCAACAUGACCUUCCAAAAUGUCUUUGCCACGAUUAAUGUGUUCACCUCCGAACUGCCAGUUUUCAUGAGGGAGGCGCGCAGUCGACUCUAUCGAUGCGACACGUACUUUCUGGGCAAGACGAUUGCCGAACUGCCGCUUUUUCUCACGGUGCCGCUGGUCUUCACGGCGAUUGCCUAUCCGAUGAUUGGCCUGCGGGCCGGAGUGCUGCACUUCUUCAACUGCCUGGCACUGGUCACACUGGUGGCCAACGUGUCCACCUCCUUCGGCUACCUGAUAUCCUGCGCCAGCUCCUCGACCUCGAUGGCUUUGUCGGUGGGUCCGCCGGUCAUCAUACCCUUCCUGCUGUUCGGCGGCUUCUUCCUGAACUCGGGAUCGGUGCCGGUUUACCUCAAGUGGCUGUCGUAUCUCUCCUGGUUCCGGUACGCCAACGAGGGCCUGCUGAUCAACCAGUGGGCGGACGUGGAGCCGGGCGAGAUCAGCUGCACCUCGUCGAACACCACGUGCCCCAGUUCCGGCAAGGUCAUCCUGGAGACCCUCAACUUCUCCGCCGCCGAUUUGCCGCUGGACUACGUGGGUCUGGCCAUCCUCAUCGUUAGCUUCCGGGUGUUCGCCUAUCUGGCCCUUCGACUUCGGGCCAGGCGCAAGGAGUAGAUCCCCAAGCAUUCAUAUCCCAUAGUUAAUUCAUAUUUUUUUUUACCAUAAUUACCAUCGUGUUUAUUGUUUAUUGCCCCCCACAAAAGCCAUUGUAAUUCAAUUUGUGUCAAUAAAAACAAGAUAUGACUUAUAUUA
Drosophila takahashii is the source of this 2353-nucleotide messenger RNA. It is a transcript of the gene w, whose product is annotated as eye pigment precursor family transporter white. The record is from RefSeq and is a predicted model, not a curated record. Gene Ontology annotation, biological process: transmembrane transport. Lineage: Eukaryota; Metazoa; Arthropoda; Insecta; Diptera; Drosophilidae. Gene Ontology annotation, molecular function: ATP binding; ABC-type transporter activity; ATP hydrolysis activity. Gene Ontology annotation, cellular component: plasma membrane; cytoplasmic vesicle membrane.